AUGAUGGCAAUACGUCAUCUCUUUUGUGUUCUGACUAUCGCUUUGUGUUGUCUCUGCAGUUGUGUGGUAGCGGCUGAGGAAGCUGAAGCUAAUGCUCUUGAGGCUAAAUCUACGGAACUUGGUCCUGAUGGUUUACCUGUUCCUGGUAUUGGGAAAUCUAAGACUUCUUCAUGUCCAUCUACUUCACCACCUGGUGCUGAUACUUCUCAGUGUUUAAAAAGUAGUGGUGAAGAAGAUAAUAAUGAUCAUGUUAACCGUGAUCAUUCACAGGAACUGGUACAGCCGCAUAGUCCAGUGAUCCACACAAAUGGAGACCAUCGAGAAGAGGGAACUGUUAGCAGCGGUACGAAAAAUGAACUCACCGAAGCAGGUCAGAAAGCGGUAGAAAACAAUCCACAUGUUGGUGUGGUACCUGAAAGAGCAGCACGUGAUAUUACUGCUAAUCCUGAUUCUGCACGUGGAGAGCCUGGAGUUACUGCUGUUGAUGUUGAAACUACUUCUCCAACACGUGAGACUCCUCCACGUACAACUGAACAUAUUGAUCCCAAGAUUGAUGGAUGA
Molecule: messenger RNA, 561 nt
Organism: Trypanosoma theileri
Lineage: Eukaryota; Euglenozoa; Kinetoplastea; Trypanosomatida; Trypanosomatidae
Exons: 1
Coding region: 1-561 (186 amino acids)
Source: RefSeq, a predicted model, not a curated record